CUUCAUUCAUUGCAUUUCUAAUGCGGUGGUUAAACAUGAGAUCUUAAUUUUCAAUUUUUUUUCUUUUUGAUAAUGUUUAAAUUGAUUCAUGGGUUGUGGUUGAUCUUUUCUUGUGGGAUUUAGGGUUGUUAUUAAUUUUGUGACAAAUAAUAAAGAAACUGAAUUUUGUGUGGAAGCUCAGUCGACAGACAGAAGAUCAAUGGCGGAAGUAGUCUUGUUUCUUGAUUAACAGACAGCUUUUCUAUUCAGUACGAGGCCACUUUAAUGUUCUUUCAAUCGGCAGCCGAUCGAGUCUUUCGAGUGUAAAUCGAUUGUUAUCUGAUGGUAAAUAACCGUCGUGGAGUUGUCGAAGGACUACCAUCACCUUCGACUAUUAAGGUGCAUGUUAGAAUGUGUUCGGAAUUACUUAAUUUGGUCGUUAGAGUAUCGGAAAUUAUUCCAGAAAUCGAAGAAGCUCGUCCUCGUGCUUCGGGUAUGGAAGCACUUUGCUCGUUAAACAACGGUGUUGAUAAAGCCAUGUCUCUGCUUCAGCAUUGCUGUGAAUCGAGUGUACUCUAUUUGUCGCUUACCGGAGACGCCAUCCUGUCGAGAUGUAACAAAUUAAAGAAUUUAUUGGAGCACAGCCUCGGCCUAAUUUUGAACAUGGUUCCGUUAGUGCUGGCUGCCAAGAUUUCCGGAAUUAUUCUUACUAUAAGAUGCGCAGUUUUUUAUUUGGAGCCAAACGAAGAAGAGGCCGGCAAGGUAUUGAAGGAAUUAGUUCAUAGAUAUGGUUCUUCAACCGAUUCGAAAGAGGAAUUUGCGUUUUCUUCUAUUCGGUUAGUUUGUUCUCGACUCCACAUUUCAUCGAAAAGGGAUUUAGCUAUUGAAAGAAGAUCAAUUAGAAAGAUACGCCGAUAGAUCUGGCGAAGCCGAACGAAGCAAG
Erythranthe guttata (spotted monkey flower) is the source of this 922-nucleotide messenger RNA. The record is from RefSeq and is a predicted model, not a curated record. NCBI's taxonomy places the organism in Eukaryota, Viridiplantae, Streptophyta, Magnoliopsida, Lamiales, Phrymaceae.